CGGCGGCCCGCUGAGAUGGGCUCGGUCUCCUCGGCGCUGGCGCGUUCUCGCAACGCCGUGGUGCAGUCGGGCUCUCCGCCGCCGCCGCCGCCCGCCGCGCCCGCGCCGCCCCGGGACCCGCUCGCAGUCUCCCGGAGCCCGAGGCCCGCGCCGCCGCAGAGCCCGGAGCUGUCCGCGGUGCUGAAGCGCGUCCCGACCAUGGCCCGGCCCUACAAGCCGCGGAGCCGCAGCGCAGCCGAGAUGAGAACCCGGAGGAUAGCGGCCGCUGAAUGGGACAGCCCUGGGGACACGGUGCAGAAAGCCCAGGAUGGAAAAGAGCAAGUUGCGAAUGAAGCCGGAGACAAGACGGCCAGGCCUCUCGCUCGAUUCUCCCGGUCUAAGUCACAGAACUGUCUGUGGAAUUCUCUCAUCGAUGGACUCACAGGCAAUGUCAAGGAGAAACCACGGCCAACAAUUGUCAAUGAUCCUCGUCCACCAGAGGAAAUUCUAGCUGAUGAAUUGCCUCAGCUGGAUAGCCCAGAAGCCUUGGUGAAGACAUCAUUCAGGUUGCGGUCUUUGGUCAAACAGUUAGAGAGAGGGGAGGCCUCCAUAGUAGAUCUGAAGAAGAAUUUGGAAUAUGCAGCCACAGUGCUUGAAUCUGUAUACAUUGAUGAAACCAGGCGGCUCCUGGACACAGAAGAUGAGCUCAGCGACAUUCAAUCGGAUGCAGUGCCCUCUGAGGUCCGAGACUGGCUGGCCUCCACCUUUACCCGGCAGAUGGGGAUGAUGCUUAGAAGGAGUGAAGAGAAGCCUCGGUUCAAGACUAUUGUCCACGCUGUGCAGGCUGGGAUAUUUGUGGAGAGGAUGUAUAGACGAACAUCAAAUAUGGUUGGACUGAGCUAUCCUCCAGCUGUUAUUGAAGCGUUAAAGGAUGUGGAUAAGUGGUCUUUUGAUGUCUUCUCCCUCAAUGAAGCCAGCGGUGAUCACGCACUGAAAUUCAUUUUCUAUGAGUUACUUACACGCUACGAUCUAAUCAGCCGUUUCAAGAUCCCAAUUUCCGCUCUUGUCUCAUUUGUGGAGGCCCUGGAAGUGGGGUACAGCAAGCAUAAAAAUCCUUACCACAACUUAAUGCAUGCUGCUGAUGUUACACAGACUGUGCAUUAUCUCCUCUAUAAGACAGGAGUGGCCAACUGGCUGACGGAGCUGGAGAUCUUUGCGAUAAUCUUCUCAGCUGCCAUCCAUGACUAUGAGCAUACCGGAACCACCAACAAUUUUCACAUUCAGACUCGAUCUGAUCCAGCUAUUCUGUACAAUGAUAGAUCUGUAUUGGAAAAUCACCACUUAAGUGCAGCUUACCGCCUUCUGCAAGAGGAUGAGGAAAUGAAUAUCUUGAUUAACCUCUCAAAGGAUGACUGGAGGGAGUUUCGGACCUUGGUGAUUGAGAUGGUGAUGGCCACGGAUAUGUCUUGUCAUUUCCAACAAAUCAAAGCAAUGAAGACUGCCCUGCAGCAGCCAGAAGCAAUUGAGAAGCCCAAAGCAUUAUCCCUGAUGUUGCACACAGCAGACAUUAGCCACCCAGCAAAAGCUUGGGAGCUCCAUCAUCGCUGGACAAUGUCUCUCCUGGAGGAAUUCUUCAGACAGGGUGACAGAGAAGCAGAGCUGGGACUGCCCUUUUCUCCUUUGUGCGAUCGAAAGUCAACCAUGGUUGCUCAAUCUCAAGUAGGUUUCAUUGAUUUCAUCGUGGAACCCACUUUCACUGUGCUCACAGACAUGACUGAAAAGAUUGUGAAUCCAGUAGUUGACGAAAACUCCCAACCUGGUGGGACUGGACAGAGGCGUUCAAGCUUGAACAACAUCAAUUCUGCAGACACAAAACGAUCAGCUGUCAAGAGUGCUGGCUCAGAAGGAAGUGCCCCCGUCAACAACUCUGUCCUCCCUGUUGACUAUAAGAGUUUUAAGACCACUUGGACGGAGGUGGUGCAUAUCAAUCGGGAGAGAUGGAGGGCCAAGGUGCCCAAAGAAGAGAAAGCCAAGAAGGAAGCCGAGGAAAAAGCUCGCCUGGCCGCAGAGGAGAAGCAGAAGGAAAUGGAAGCCAAAAGUCAGGCUGAAGAAGAUGCAUCCGGCAAAGCUGAGAAAAAGACUUCUGGAGAAGGGAAGAAUCACAUCAAUGGAACCCGAGCGAACAAGAGUGACAACCCUCGAGGGAAAAAUUCCAAAGCUGAGAAGUCCUCGGGGGAAAAGCAACAGAAUGGUGACUUAAAAGAUGGUAAAAAUAAGGCAGACAAGAAGGAUCAAUCCAACGUCGGAAAUGACUCAAAGAAAACAGAUGAUUCAGAAGAGUAAUAAACACCUCAUAUACAAUAAAAGAGGCUGCCACAAUGUCUUGCAUCAUUUUAGCUGAGCUUCUUCAUUCUUCUCCUUCUUCCACAAAGACCUCUAUCUGAGAAAGGUGUUCAACUUUCAAAAACAAGCCCCCACACUUUGCCUUCUCUCAUGCCAUCCCCUCUUGGACACUGAGUCCCUGGGUGUUGGUUUGGGAUCUUAGAUAUUGGGGGAUUUUUCCCUGAGAAAACAACACAACUUGAUUUUUUUUUGGCACAAACUGAAAUAAAACAUGAAGGUACUUCCUCAAAAUCCUUUGCUAAUGCCCUGGCUUUCAAGGCACCUGUCUGGCCUCAUGAGAAUGGACAUCCGAGAUGUGCUGAGAGAGGCCUGAAAAAGCCACACACACAGUAAUCACCAUGUCAUUACUGUCGAUGUCAAUUUCCUUCAAUGUUGUUCCUUUCUGAGCUGACUACUACUGAUGGAGACAGCCAAGCUGGCCUUUAUCACAGCCAAAAGGAUUAUUACAGUCUCUGGUUGUUCCUUUCCCAAGUCAGGAAUAUACUUUGUCUCUAAUUUCCCCUCACAUUUAAAAUUUUGUUCUUACGAUUUUUGUUCCGUUUAUAUAACAUGAUUUUCUUGGUUUUUGAAAACAGGGAGAUUAUAUUGUAGGAUUCUUUUCUUGAUGUUAAAUUAUGCUUGGAUUCAUUAAUAUGAGUUUGAAUGUUUCUCUGCUGGCCACAGUAAUCAGAUAGAAAUCCCUAUGUUUUGUUGGGCAACAGUCAUAACUUCUACCACUGGUUGAUCCUCUUUUGGCUGUUGUUGGUUUGAUUUAACCGUUCUUCCUUCCAUUCAGGAAAGUGUUAAUGGGAUUCUUAUCCUGGAAAAAUGUUACAUAAUUCUUUUCCUUUUAAUGAGUCUUGAGAAAAAUGAGGUAGGAAAUUAAUAGCACAAAUAAAAAAUAAGAUGAAUAGAUGUAGUGUGGAAAGAGAAUAAAAAAGAUCGCCCCUAAAACAAAAUGGAAUUUAAAAAAUGGAAAUUGGGACUGGAGCGACAGCACAGCAGGUAGGGCAUUUGCCUUGCAUGUGGCCGACCCAGGUUCGAUUUCCCAGCAUCCCAUAUGGUCCCCCAAGCACCUCCAGAAGUAACUCCCCCUGUGUAUCGCCCAGUGUGACCCAAAAAGCAAAAAAAAAAAAUGGAAAUCAGUGGAAUGUAAGUACAGUGUAAUUUCAUGGAUCCGAAGUGCUAUGAUUUGGAUGCAACCAAUUCUUUAAAUGUGGUUGUGAUAUACAGAAAAACCUUUGAGUAAAUCACAUUAAGAUGCUGGUGAUGGAAGGGGAUUAGUAGUAGGAAGAGAUUAAGUUCAAAAACAGAUAAAGUGUCUGCCUUAUUGCCAAAUUAAAUUUCUACUAAGCACAAAAAAAGUUUGAUCCUUUUAUUAAUAAUAAAAAAUACUAUAUCUUCAGCCAAAUAGGAGACCAUGUCGAUAGUUUACAAGAACUUUUGUGUCACUAAAGUAUCCCCCAACAGAAUGUUCUGAAGAAAUGAAUCUAUCGUACAGAAUACACAGUGGCAUAUUGGUAUUUAAACAGGAUGCUUUGGAGAACUUGAUGUUUCGCUUCUUAAUAACCAUUUUUCCUGUUGCCUUCCCCACCCUGCUUUUCUGACCAUAACUGUGGUCAAAUAGAUGAAUAAAUCCAGAAUGGUGGUGGCAAUGGCUUCACAAUGGACUGUGUUGUCAGCGAGUGUGGAGGAGCAGGAGGGAUGGUGAUUAAUGUAUGGACCUAAAAUGGCACUUGGUAGUCAGUUACAAGCUCCGUACUCCAUAGGAGGGGUAUUGUAGAUACCUAGGAGUUUAUAUAAGCCCUUUCCAGAUUUGAAAAUAUUGGUAACUAAUUCAGAAACUUAAAACACUAUGCUAGUCAUAGAAAAUAUGCCUAUGACCUUCACCCAGUCCAUAGGACAUGCAAAUGAUGUUUUUUGAGGUGAGAUAAAUCUGUUAGGAACAGAAUCCAGCAAGUGCAUGCCAAUUCUUAACGUUAGAGCCAGAAUCUUUUACCUCAUUUCUAUUCUGUAUUUUUCUACUUAACUGCUUUGCAGCCAGUCACAAUAGAAAGCCAACUUCCCUUUUGUAUUUUAUCAAACAAGACUAAACAAUGUUUGAAAAGGAAAUAGGAAUAAGCCAUUUUUUUCUAGCACCACUAAAGACGAACUUGCUUGGCAUUCAUUCAUUAAAUGAUAAAGAAUGGGAAGGGAAUUUAGUACAGAACCCUGCCAGUAAUUAUCAAUGUGAGAAAACAAAAUCUCUGUGUAAAUCUUUUGUUUUUUCAUUCUCAGAAAGUGUUUAGAGGGCACACUGAGUAAAAUUGCAAAAUUCUCUGUUUAAAAAAUGUUUGAAUUGAUACGGAAGCUGAUGAAACAUUAGAUUAAUGACUCCCAGUCAGUGCUGGAAGAAUAGUAUUUCCAAAGCUCUAGCUCACAUGUUUGUGGUUUCUGCUUUUGAAGUAGCUUCCUCUAAGGGGAAUAACAUUAUGGUACACAUGCUUCGACCACACAGAUUAUGGCCUUUUAUGCCAUGUUCCACGGUCACAGAGAAAACAAGGGUUAAACAGCAGAGUGACAGAUUAAUGCUGAGGGCUGGAGCGAUAGCACAGUGGGUAGGGCGUUUGCCUUGCACGCGGCCAACCUGGGUUUGAUUCCCAGCAUCCCAUAUGGUCCCCCGUGCACUGCCAGGAGUAAUUCCUGAGUGCAUGAGCCAGGAGUAACCACUGUGCAUCGCCGGGUGUGACCCAAAAAGCAAAAUAAAAAAAAAAUCAAAAGGUUAAUGCUAUGUGGGAAAGCAGUAAAAGCAUUCCCAUCCCUGAUGCAAGUUCCAAGUGUCCUUUGAUGGAAACUGACAAGUGGAUUUGGCCCUUGAGUUUGAGUCCUCAUGUCACCAAACAAUUCUCACAUCCAGGUUUUGUCUGUGCUUUGUUUCUGUGGUAUCAUCACCCACUCUUUGGGAGUUGUGUUUGUCCAUCUUUUAUUCAUCAAUCUUUCUUAGGUUACAAGCCCUGAUAGCCAUGUCAGUGGGCAAGGGACUCAUUUCUAACAUGUUAAAUUCAAAGGUAUUUUUUUCACUGUCAAUUCCUUUCUUGGAAUUAAAAAAAAAACUAUUGGUAACAUCUGACAGGAUCCCAUUAAGGACCUGAUCUACUUAAACAAUAAAAUGUUACCUAAACAUCUGAGAACCAAAGAAUAAUCUGGUGCACCUGUUCAUUUCAUUUGCAGAAUUAAAGCCAUUUUAUUAUAUUUUCCACCUGGAACCCUGCCUUUUGUAAUUGUGAAAAACUGAAGAGUGAAAUUAUCACAGGAUGUGAGCCAACAAGUAAAUAAAAAGAUGGAGAGCAAUUUUGUAAUCUAUGUUUUGGGAGUAAGACUGUGGUCCUUUAAAAUCACUUCUUUUAUAGAUAAUUUUUCCAAAGAUAGCUAGAAUGUGGAAUAUAUGUUCUUCUAUUCUUAGCUUCUGAACAGAAGCUUACAUAAUAGAAAUGACUUCAUGGCAUGUCCCAUGGAGUUUGGGAGAAAACAAAAACAAAACCAGAAGCACAAAAUAUCUUUCACAAUGAGAUAGAGGAGAUUCUGAAAUAAAUGCUUAUGUUGUAUUAUAGCAACUAACCCAAAUAAAGGGAGUUUGGGGGAUCAAGGAAAGUUUAUUUUUCCAGUUGGACACUUUGCUCUGAUUUGAAGGGCUCGACAGUUCCCCGCGGGAGCAGCAAGCUGCAUGUCCCCCACAAAGAGACUGACUCUGAGACCACGUUCAGGAAACACAAAAAAAUGUGCUGCUGGGUCUCACUCCCCACGCAAGUGCAAACAAAGUUCCAGUUUUCCUGUUAUUUUACUCAACAUCUGCCAUACAGGUGAAGCAGAUGACAACUAAGUAAGUGUGGACAUAACCUUCAGUUUAUGAUAAGCAAUGGGGAAUUGUCGGUAGUUUAGGAGAAACUGUUAGAACUCCAUUGAUGAAAAACAAAACACUCAAACUUGCCAUCAUUAACUCUUAGAUUUUAGAAAAACAAAGCAAGAUUUUUCUGGGAGUAGUUUUUCAAAAGGGAAGAUAACAAACAUUUUUAUGAAAUACCCGUGGACUUACUUAUAAUCCAAGUUGAAACUUUUAAAAUACUAAUACACUCUUGGGGAGAAAAUAGGAGGUCCUAUAUAGGAAAUAUAGAAAAUCAUUGUCUUGUUUUUCUCUGUGACUAUUGUGGUUAGUAUAGCACUGAAUAUAGCAAAAUUAGAUAUCAAAGAACAUACUAUUUCAAUAGCAAUGUUAUAUUUGAUCACAUGUGUGAAUAAAUGGAGAGCAAUCAUUGUAAUUCAUCAAUAGCAAUCAUUGACUAUUAGCUUCAUUGUCUCUUAGAAAAUGAACUUGAUACAAAAAUUAGAAUGAGCCACAGAUUUUAUGUGAAAAUAUCAUUCUGAGAAUCAAAGGACCCAUUACCUUCCAGAACUAGGUUUCAGCUUUUGAGGUUUCCUUUCACCAAAGAUAACUUGUAGGCAAAGAGGUGACAUGUGAAUUACAAUGGUAGCAGCCCCAUCUAGGACUUUUGACAGAGUACAUUUGAUGUGGAGUUCAGUCCAGGGAGGUGAGAAAAAUGGGAAGUAGGCCCCUGAAAGAUUUCAGUGGCCUCUGGAUGGUCUUAGUGGACAUUUUUAAAAGACUGCACACUACCCUAGGAUAGUUUGUAAUAAGCUAAAAUUGUUUCAUUGAAGGUAGGUGUUGGUUUCAUGCCCAGAUACGAGUGAGGUACAAUGGGAGAUCUGGCUUGCAAGAGUCAUGAAAGUUCAUUUCAGCAUCAAUUCCUGAUCUGCAAAUAAUUUCCUCACUUCAGCCAUUUUUCUGGUAUUUCCCAAAAGCAACUGGAUUUGGCAUUUGAAAUUCACAUUUAUCAUAGCUUCUAUCUCCAAGCAGAAGUGAAUUGAUACUGUUGGUGGCUGGGAGGGACCACAGAGGCACUGAGUGGGGCUUCUCAGCUCUCUCUCUCUUAGUCAGCAUCCUUUGGGGAGGUAAAUACUGGGUAGCACUGUUCUCCCGUUGUUCACCGAUUUGAUCAAGCGGGCCCAGUAACGUCUCCAUUGUGAGACUUUUUGUUACUGUGUUUGGCAUAUCGAAUAUGAAUACGUCAUGGAGAGCUUGCCAGGCUUUGCUGUGCAGGCGAGAUACUCACGGUAGCUUGCCAGGCUCUCCGAGAAGGAUGGAGGAAUCAAACUUGGGUUGGCCAGGUCGGCUGCAUGCAAGGCAAAGGUCCUACCCGCUGUGCUAUCGCUCCAGCCCAAAUACUGGUAAAUACCCUUCAGUAGGGUAAAUACUGGGGUAACAGACCACUGAGCUCCAGGACCUCUCUACCCUUGUAUCUCCAUGGGAGGUGACUUCCAAACUCACGAUGCAUUACUUGGUGAGAUCAUGGUUCAGGAUAACUCACUUAAAACCUAUUACCCAAAAAAUAAAUUAAGAAAUUUUUAAAAACAUGUGUGUAACUUUUGCCUCUUGGGGGAAAAAUAAAGCCUUUUAAAACUAUAACUGUCAAAUAGUCUUGAAAUUGAUUGCCAGGAGAAAAACACAUAGUUGUAUAUUUGCUGCUCUGUCAUAUGUAUCAUACAAAGAAUAGGGAUUUGAGUAACAGUGUCCUUGUCGUUGAGUGGAUAUAUAUGUGAUGUGUCAGAAACAGUCACAUGCCAAUAUACAUAAAUUGAUAGUGAAAAUCUACGACCAUGGGUAUCCUCCAGCAUCUGAUUCUAGGACUAGAUCUGUAAAGUACACAUUUUCCUUUCUGUCUUCCUUUAAUAUUUUUAUACAAUUUUAUAUGCUGUAAAAUUUUUUAAAAUAUUUCUAUUUUUAUUUGUAGAACUCAGUUCAGUUUUUAUCAGCUCUGGUACCCACUGUACAGCCAGAUUCCCCCACCCCCACCCCACUUUACCUAAUUUAAACACCCUCUCCUUUUCAUGCUCUUCUGUCAACCUCUCCCUUGUUUUUCUGCCCUUUGCAAAUUCUUUAUUUUGCUUCUGUCUCAGCAAGUCAUUUUGCUCUUAGCAUCUUUAUGGCAAAUGAAAACCCAUAGUAAUGGAAUAAAGCCAGAGUGUCUUGUUCUGAUAUAUCUAAUUGAGGAAAUGUCAGGGCCAAAGGAGAUGGGCGAGGGGGAAAUAUUUAGAGAAAAUGAAGCAGGAAAAAUGAGACCCUUGAGGGAGACCCAUUCUCUAAAGUAAGGUGGGCCCCUUUGGAGCUAACAUAACGCUCUUAUUAUUUUCUCUACAUAUAGCAGAGAGAUAUUCUGCUGUUACAGGAGUUUUCUCUUUUGAAUGCUAUGCAUUACCAUUGGUUUGUAGACUUUCCAAAUAAGGGAACUUGCCAUAAGAUGAGUGGAUAUAUCAGCUCAUCUCUUCAGCCUUACAUUUGCUGCCCUUCAGCUGCAUCUGUAGGACGUAUCCAAAAUAUUAAAAAUGUUUUAAAAUACUCAAGAAAGGAAGCGAACAGAACCGAAUUCCUAAAUCUCAAUCCAAAUCAUGCCAAAUGAAUAACUUUCUGGAGGAACAAGGAAGGGAUUUCUGGUUGUGUUCUGAGGAUGCUCUCCUAAAAGGAAGUUGAUAAAGCAAACUUGGUGUGGUUUUACUGCAGUGAGUGAAUGUAUUUCUGUGAUUAAAAACUGUUUCUAGCAGAAAAAAAAAUGUGAGUUCCACUUUGCAUUUGUUAUCAUAGGGCUAAAUAAUGGCUGUCUGUUCUAAAGAAGAGUGUUUGGUUUCCUAUGAUGUGGAUUUCUCUAAACAGACUAUUCAGGUACCAUAGCAUCACAUCUCCAAAUACAAAAAUAAAUCAUUUAAAUUCAUGUAAAACAUAAUAUGCUAACCUACUCUUAAUAAAUCCAAGAUGUGUCUAUUGUAAGUCUUUAUUGCACAGAUGAUACUGACAGUUCCUCAAUGCAUAAUCUCUCCCCAGCAUCUAGUAAUGAAUAAGUACUUGUAUGUUCGUCUAAUUACCAAAUAAAAAUAUUGAGUUGA
Messenger RNA from Sorex fumeus (smoky shrew), 9333 nucleotides. It is a transcript of the gene PDE1C, whose product is annotated as phosphodiesterase 1C. Gene Ontology annotation, biological process: signal transduction. Gene Ontology annotation, molecular function: 3',5'-cyclic-nucleotide phosphodiesterase activity. Lineage: Eukaryota; Metazoa; Chordata; Mammalia; Eulipotyphla; Soricidae. The coding region runs from base 16 to 2322 and encodes 768 amino acids. The transcript is spliced from 19 exons. The record is from RefSeq and is a predicted model, not a curated record.